GGCCGGCUGUGGUCGAGAUGAGGAACCGGGGCCUGGCGAUGUGUUUCUGGACGCUGCUGUCGGCGGCUGCGGCCGGGCUCUGUUGGGCUGUGGUUGGGCCGAGCGAACAACGGAGCAGGAGGAUCCUCCAGGACCUGCCUGAAUCAAAUCCGAGCCAGCUCAACGCCACCCGGCACAGGAAUGCUUUGGUAAUGCAAGUCAUUAAGGAGUCAGCAGACAGUGAGAAGAAUAUAGCUCGGGAGAUGGAUUGGAACAAACCUUCCAGGGCUUAGAUGUCACCAGUAACUGUGGCCUUUGGGACUGACCCUCGGUGUCCGAGCUGACCCCACUGUCCCGGAAUCGGACCUCACUCCCUCUGGGCGAAGUCCAGUCAUUCCUUAUAACUUAAGUCUGGC
Hemiscyllium ocellatum (epaulette shark) is the source of this 395-nucleotide messenger RNA. Its product is annotated as ubiquinol-cytochrome-c reductase complex assembly factor 3. Gene Ontology annotation, biological process: mitochondrial respiratory chain complex III assembly. The record is from RefSeq and is a predicted model, not a curated record. Bases 18 to 272 code for a protein of 84 amino acids. NCBI's taxonomy places the organism in Eukaryota, Metazoa, Chordata, Chondrichthyes, Orectolobiformes, Hemiscylliidae. The transcript is spliced from 3 exons.